Molecule: messenger RNA, 594 nt
Organism: Pocillopora damicornis (cauliflower coral)
Lineage: Eukaryota; Metazoa; Cnidaria; Anthozoa; Scleractinia; Pocilloporidae
Product: isoinhibitor K
Molecular function (GO): serine-type endopeptidase inhibitor activity
Source: RefSeq, a predicted model, not a curated record
CGAUAAUCAAGGAAUAACAGACGAUGGAGAUACUCACAAAUACGGGGUUCCACGAAGAACUGAUGUUCUCCUUGCCCAAAGAGGUGAAAGAACAGCAACCGUCUCAGAGGUCCAUGACUAAAAUGAAGACCUCAUGCAGUCUUGUAUUGGCCAUAAUUUUCGCUGUAUUUGUUAUAGGUUAUACAAAAGGGCGGCCAGAUUUCUGCAACCUUGACGCCGAAGGUGGUCGUUGUAUGGCAUACCUGAGGAGGUAUUACUUCGACCAAAAUGCUGGCACUUGCAAAGAAUUUAUCUAUGGCGGCUGUGAAGGCAACAGCAACAAUUUUGAGUCACUGGCAGAUUGUCAAAACACUUGUGGAAUGAAGGAAACUCUGCGCUAAAGAUGAAAUAAGUUAAGCCUCAUUGUGUAAAACGCUUUCUCCAUCAAGCCUUCGAUGCCAUUUUGUUCAGUUUUCAGACAUAUGUAUCGUAGAACCGAGAGUACGAAAAGAAGUAUUUUAUCAGGACGGUAAACUUUGUUGAAGACUCAAGUAGUAUUGAGCGAAUUUGGUUAAAAUUUCACAGAAUAGAUAAAUAAAAUGUUGAAUCAUCGUG